Molecule: messenger RNA, 1857 nt
Organism: Colossoma macropomum (tambaqui)
Lineage: Eukaryota; Metazoa; Chordata; Actinopteri; Characiformes; Serrasalmidae
Gene: rgs5a
Product: regulator of G protein signaling 5a
Exons: 5
Coding region: 89-637 (182 amino acids)
Source: RefSeq, a predicted model, not a curated record
CAGAGCAGGGAGAACAAUUCAAAAAGAAAGCGGAGACAGGAACUCAUGGUGGAGUAGCUCUGAGCACCAGUAAUAAAGAGUCCGAAAAAUGUGCAAGGGAUUAGCUGCCCUUCCUCAGACAUGUCUGGAAAGGGCUAAAGAGAUCAAGACUAAGUUAGGAACUCUGCUCCAGAAGCCAGAGAAUGCCAUUGACCUCAUCAUCCCCUACCCCGAGAAGCCUGAGAAGAAACCAGAAAAGCUUCAGAAGCCGACCCCCGAGGAGGCCGCCCAAUGGCGUGAGUCUCUGGACCGAGUGCUGAACAACAGCUAUGGCCUGGUCACAUUCAGGAGCUUCCUGAGGUCUGAGUUCAGUGAUGAGAAUAUUGAGUUCUGGGAGGCUUGUGAGGAUUUCAAGAAGACUAAGACCCCCCUGAAAAUGGCCACCAAAGCCAAGAAGAUUUAUGAGGAUUUCAUACAAACUGGUGGCCCCAAAGAGGUGAACAUUGAUCACUUCACCAAAGACGUGACCUUGAGGAACCUGGUGGAGCUCUCUCCAGCCACCUUUGAUCUGGCCCAAAGCCGCAUCUACACCCUGAUGGAGAAAGACUCCUUUGGCCGGUUCCUCAGAUCUGAGCAGUACCAAGAACUGAUCAAGUAAACUGUGUCAUCCAGCUGCAGGGAGACAGCCCAGGCAAAUCAAUGACAAUCUAUGUGGCUCCCAGCACCAGCUUUAUUUCACAUCUAAUGUAUGGGCCUCAGGCAACUAAAGUCCCUCGUACAGAUGAUUUGACCAAAAUCUUGAUGCUAUUGAGCUUUCUUCAUUCCAAAGAUACCACUGAUAAGUGUUUAAAUUGACAGCAUAUAGUCUCCCUGCAGCUUAUCACCUUGCUAAUACUUGCCACUUUCAAAACUUGAUGAUGACUAAAAGGUCAACACUAAAAAUUUCAGGUCUUAAAAAUUCAUUGUGACAGUAGCAAACCAUGCACAAGUGCACAGUGCUUACAGUUGGAAGCACUUUUCACAGUUUGGUAUGCACAGCAUGUUAAUUGGAAUGGUAUUCUCUGUUACUUCAGGACAAAACGGAAAAUCUUAGCCAGACUGAUCCCCACUUGUAAUUCAUGGCUUUUCUUGGAAAUUAGACAAGUGAUUCAUGUUUUUGAAUUGGGCAGUCUGACCUGCAAGGUGCAAUUAGAAGAAGUGUCUAAGCACCAUGUUCAUCUACUGCUGAGAGAGAUACAGGGCGGUGGGGAGGGGGGCGAAUGGAGAGGGCUUUUUCUUAGAAACGUCUACAUAAAUGUUAACAGUCAAAUGGUAUCCAUGGGGGCAAACACACACUUAAUCUUGAAAGCAUUACCAUCAGUCACAGUAAGAGAAAGGAAGUGACAUGUUUAAAUGCACUUAGUCCCUGGGAAAAGCCAGAGAGGAGGCUUGUUGCGGCAUAACAGCUACACUGUAAGUUGCUAAGAUGGGAAUAUCGAGUAGGAGUGGAUCUCCAUGAAGCUUUGGAAAACAGUAUCUUUUUCAGACAGAGAGACAGCUUUCCCAAGGGAGGUCAAACACAAAUUGACUCUAACCAUGUUUAGAUUUAACUCAAUAAUAAUGAAGGCCUUAAGGCCCCUUGAUGAGUUUCAUCCAAUCAGUACAAUCACUGAGUUCAUAUAGACCUUUAUUGUACUACUAUAAUGUGUAAUGAUCCUGAAAGCUUAUUACCAGCAUGACUAUGUUAAUGCUAUUUUCUUUGAAAUGUUGCAUGCCCUUUAAAAAAGCAGCUUCUUUUGAAGUAAACAAAGCAUACAGUAUCCAUAUGUAGUGUCCUAAAUAUGUCCUGAAAUCCUUUCCUAUAUUAAAGUGUGUGUUUGUGAUCUUACCAGAUACAUA